AUGGCAGCGCUCUGGCUAGCGAGAGCGUCGUCCCAGCUGGCGCGCCGUGCCGCGAGGAGGCUUCCUGCGCGCCACGGCUCCGGCGAACCCACCAGUCCGUGGUUCUUGGGAGUGGUGCCGCCGCCGGCCCUUGGAUCACCGGCGGUGGAGAAAAGCCGUCGGGGCUUCUGCUCCGUCCGGAGAUUUGCAGGGGAGAGCAGCGCUGCUGCCGCUGUCGACGAGGAGCCGGAGAACGGAUUCGUCGCCAGCGAUCAGCAGGCAGUUGACUUUCCUGGAGGGAAAGUUUCUUUUGUGGCUGAAAUGAACUUCCUUCCAGACUCGAUGAAGGAAAGGAUCAACUGCUACCGUGUGCUUGACGAUGACGGCAGAACUAUAUCAGGCAGUAGAUUCCAAGAGGUCAGUAAGGAGUUGGCUCUGAAAAUGUACACCGAGAUGGUCACCCUCCAGAUCAUGGAUACCAUCUUCUAUGAGGCUCAGAGGCAGGGUAGAAUCUCGUUUUAUCUCACUUCCAAUGGCGAGGAAGCAAUCAACAUAGCCUCUGCUGCUGCGCUCGGUAUGGAUGACAUUGUGCUGCCUCAGUACAGGGAACCUGGUGUUCUUCUAUGGCGUGGCUUCACUCUGCAGGAAUUUGCAAACCAGUGCUUUGGGAACAAGCUGGACUAUGGUAAAGGGAGGCAGAUGCCCAUUCAUUAUGGCUCGAACCGUCUGAAUUAUUUCACAGUCUCAUCACCUAUUGCAACACAGCUCCCUCAUGCUGUUGGAGCUGCCUACUCUCUGAAGAUGGACAAAAAGGACGCAUGUGCCAUCACAUACUUUGGCGAUGGUGGCACAAGUGAGGGAGACUUCCAUGCAGCGCUCAACUUUGCAGCUGUUAUGGAGGCACCGGUGAUCUUCUUCUGCCGUAACAAUGGCUGGGCCAUCAGCACCCCAACUACUGAACAAUUCAGAAGUGAUGGAGUUGUUAUCCGUGGCCAGGCUUAUGGGAUCCGUGGUAUCCGAGUAGAUGGCAAUGAUGCUCUUGCUGUGUACAGCGCAGUCCAUGCUGCCCGAGAAAUGGCUAUAACUGAAGGAAGACCUAUUUUAGUUGAGGCACUUACAUAUCGAGUUGGUCAUCACUCGACGUCCGAUGAUUCAACCAAGUACAGGCCAGUUGAUGAGAUUGAGCAUUGGCGAACAGAGAGGGAUCCAAUUUCCAGAUACAGAAAAUGGGUUCAGGGUAAUGACUGGUGGUCUGAUGCUGAAGAAUCCGAGCUCAGGAGCAGAGUCAGAAAAGAGCUUCUUCAAGCCAUCCAGGCUGCAGAAAGAAUGCCAAAACCACCAGUUACUGAGCUUUUCACUGAUGUUUACGAUAAGAUUCCUUCCAACCUGCGUGAACAAGAGCAAUUUCUGCGGGAUACAAUCAUGAAGCACCCUGCAGACUACCCAACUGAUGUACCCGUUUAG
Miscanthus lutarioriparius is the source of this 1443-nucleotide messenger RNA. The record is from the annotation of a GenBank genome assembly. Lineage: Eukaryota; Viridiplantae; Streptophyta; Magnoliopsida; Poales; Poaceae.